This is a messenger RNA of Colletotrichum navitas, 1266 nucleotides long. RefSeq names its product 26S proteasome subunit P45 family protein. The transcript has 3 exons. Lineage: Eukaryota; Fungi; Ascomycota; Sordariomycetes; Glomerellales; Glomerellaceae. Gene Ontology annotation, biological process: proteasome-mediated ubiquitin-dependent protein catabolic process. Bases 1 to 1266 code for a protein of 421 amino acids. Gene Ontology annotation, cellular component: proteasome regulatory particle, base subcomplex. The record is from RefSeq and is a predicted model, not a curated record. Gene Ontology annotation, molecular function: ATP binding; proteasome-activating activity; ATP hydrolysis activity.
AUGGGCGACGUUUUGGUAGAAAACCCGGCCAACCAGACCCUUCCUCACAAGAAGACGGCGCCCUCAACAAUCCCUAGUAUCGAGAACUUCGAGGGCAUUUCGACGGAAGGAGGCGACGACUAUGCCACAUUGAAGAAGUUGCAAAGACAACUUGAGUACAUUCAGCUGCAGGAGGAGUACAUCAAGGAUGAGCAGAGGAGUCUGAAGCGCGAGCUUGUCCGGGCCCAGGAGGAGAUCAAGCGGAUCCAGAGCGUCCCGCUGGUGAUCGGGCAGUUUAUGGAAGCCAUCGACCAGAACACCGGAAUCGUGCAGUCCUCCACCGGCUCCAACUAUGUCGUCCGUAUCCUUUCCACCCUCGACCGCGAGAAGCUCAAGCCCUCGUCCUCCGUUGCCCUCCACCGUCACUCGAACGCUCUCGUCGAUAUUCUCCCUCCCGAAGCGGACUCCUCCAUUGCCAUGCUUGGUGCCGAUGAGAAGCCCGACGUGACGUAUGCCGAUGUUGGUGGUCUGGACAUGCAGAAACAAGAGAUCCGUGAGGCUGUUGAGCUUCCUUUGACGCACUUCGACCUUUACAAGCAGAUUGGUAUCGACCCCCCUCGCGGCGUGUUGCUCUAUGGUCCCCCCGGAACGGGAAAGACAAUGCUGGUCAAGGCUGUGGCGAACUCCACAACAGCAAACUUCAUUCGCGUCGUCGGAUCCGAGUUCGUGCAGAAGUACCUUGGUGAGGGUCCACGUAUGGUUCGUGACGUCUUCCGCAUGGCCCGCGAGAACGCCCCCGCCAUUAUCUUCAUCGACGAGAUCGAUGCUAUUGCGACGAAGCGUUUCGAUGCUCAGACUGGUGCCGAUCGUGAAGUCCAGCGUAUUCUGCUGGAGCUACUCAACCAGAUGGAUGGUUUCGACCAAACCGCCAAUGUCAAGGUCAUCAUGGCCACCAACCGAGCUGAUACCCUCGAUCCCGCCCUGCUCCGUCCCGGUCGUCUGGACCGAAAGAUUGAGUUUCCCAGCUUGAGAGAUAGACGAGAACGUCGUCUCAUCUUCUCCACCAUCGCCAGCAAGAUGAGUCUCGCUCCUGAAGUGGAUCUGGACUCUCUGAUCGUCCGCAACGAUCCCCUGAGCGGUGCUGUCAUCGCUGCUAUCAUGCAGGAGGCUGGUCUCCGCGCAGUGCGGAAGAACCGUUACAACAUUAUCCAGAGCGACUUGGAGGACGCCUACUCAAGCCAGGUCAAAGGCACGAGCGACGAGAACAAGUUUGACUUUUACAAAUAA